GAGCAAGGCAGCCCCUGAUAAGCCUGCAGCCAUCCAGCUGGGGUGUCGGAGGCAAAGCCCUGCGCUCCCUCCUCAACCACGUGACUCACCCCCCUUAUUAUACUGCUCUACUCUCUGCCUCUGUGUAUCCUUGUAUUUCAAUACACGUACUUACCACUCUCCGUUUAUUUUUGUAUCUACAUAAACCCACAUAUAUUGAAUCCAACGCCCGCCCAUCUCUCUCUCUCUCUCUCCCUCUCCAUCCCUCUCUCCCACGCAUCAUUACUUAUAGUUUGCAUCAAUCUCACUGUCUCUCUCUCUCUCUCUCUCUCUCUCUCUCUCUCUCUCUCUCUCGGUAUUCAAUCUUCAUCCGUAUUUUUCGGACGAGUAGCCACACCCGAUUCACCUCAAUUUUCAACUCUUUCGGAUCUACUUCUGGACCUUGAUAAUGUGUUUGGAGAUUAGAACAAGAACUUGAACUGAUGAAUGCAGUAUACAUUUAGACCAGUUCAAUAGCAUAGGUACCUGCCUCCGUCCCUAUGGAAUUACGGAAUUUAGUUAUAGGUUAAUUCCUUAAAACUGGAAAUGGAUUAUAUGUGUAGUAGGUAGGAGGAAGAAAAUGUUAACAUCGAAAAGCACGUGGAAAUGGAAGACUCAAGAGAUGAAGCAGGGCCCUCAGAGCAGAGUCAUUCUAGUACUAAUUGCUGGCCUGCAGAUUUCAUUGAAAAAUUUGGCUCAGCUUCUUUGAACUCUAGAAACAAUAGUUCGAGUGACAAACAAUUAAUAAGUGAGAAUGUAUAUGACAAUUAUUCAUCUCAGACAGCAUCACAAAUUCUCUGGAGUACUGGAAUGCUUUCAGGACCUAUUCCAGAUGGUUUCUACUCUGUCAUUCAUGAGAAGAAGCUUAAAGAUCUUUUUGACUAUGUUCCUCCUUUGGAUGAGCUCUCAGCUUUAGAGCAUGAGGGCUUAUGGUGUGAUAUCAUUUUUGUAGAUUCAGAGAAAGAUAAGAAGCUAUCUAAGCUAAAGCAAUUGAUUGUGACAUUGGUUAAAGGUUUAAGCUCAAAUUCUCCGGCGAUGAUAAAAAAGAUUGCAGGACUGGUGUCUGAUGUACAUAAACGACCAACAGGAAAAGCUGCAUGCGAGGAGAUAUCUCACGCGUGCUCCAGUCGAGGGGUUCAGAUGCUAGGACAAAUAAAGAAUGGUUCAUGCCGAUCUCGAGCAAUCUUAUUCAAAGUUCUUGCAGAUGCUGUGGGUCUUGAAAGUAGGUUGAUUGUGGGCUUUCCUAACCAAGGAGCACCUGAGUGUGUGGACUCGUAUAAGCACAUGUCUGUAAUAGUUGUCCAGAAUUCCGUAGAAUUUCUGGUAGAUCUUAUGCGUUUUCCUGGCCAAUUGAUACCUCAAUCUACCAAGGCAAUGUUUAUGACUCAUGUAUCUGCAACUGGGGAAAGUGAUUCUGCUGAAAAUGAUUCAUGUGAUUCACCACUUGAACCAAAUAGUCCUCUAUAUGGGGUUUCAGACAUACUUGAUCCAGACAGUGCUGAUAAAGAUAACAGACAACAAUACCAACGCAGACUAGAAGCAUCUUUAAAUGUUCCAGGGCCUUCUUUACGGAGUAUGAUGUUGCGAUCCACCUCUAUUGACAGAAACUUGAGUUUAUCGCAGAGUGAACCUAAUAUUGCAACCACAUUUUGGCGAAGAAGCCGUAAAAAGGUCAUUGCUGAAACGAGGACCGCGAGUUCAAGUCCGGAGCAUCCUUCAUUCCGGGCACGUGGCCGCUCCAUGCUUAGUGGUGACCCAAAAUCAUUCAGAGAGUAUUCUGACGACAUUGCUACAUCUAGCUACAGGUCAGAAGGAACUUCAACACCAGGAACCCGUAGACUAAGAAGAAGAAGCAUUAGUAUUACUCCAGAGAUCGGUGAUGACAUCGUAAGGGCUGUAAGAGCAAUGAAUGAAACACUGAAACAGGACCGCCUUUUGCGUCAGCAAGGGAAUGUCUCAAGUCCUCAUUCGUCAGCUGGCAAAAAUAGUGGCGACGAUCUUCAAAAAAGUGUAACUGAUUUUCACCCUGAUGGUAGAGAUGAACUAUCCGCCAAAAAUUCGUCUGUGCAUGCUUUUCCUAAGGAAUAUUUCAGUUCGCAGAAGGCAAUGUCAUUACCUUCAUCUCCUCAUGAAUAUAGUAGCCAGGCUUCUGCCAGAAGGGAAAAUGAUGAAAUGGUUUCUACGUGGAACAAAAUUCUGGAAUCACAUAUGUUCCAAAAUAAGCUUCUGUUACCUUUUUCUGAAUGGAAUAUUGACUUCUCAGAAAUAACUGUUGGAUCACGAGUUGGGAUUGGUUUUUUUGGAGAGGUCUUUCGUGGCACCUGGAAUGGAACAGAUGUUGCAAUUAAAGUGUUUCUAGAGCAAGAUCUUACUGCUGAAAACAUGGAAGAUUUUUGUAAUGAAGUAACAAUUCUGGGCCGACUUCGACAUCCAAACGUUAUAUUGUUUCUUGGAGCAUGCAUGAAGCCUCCACACUUAUCUAUGGUUACGGAAUACAUGGAGAUGGGAUCGUUGUAUUACUUGAUCCAUUUGAGUGGUCAGAAGAAGAUACUUAGCUGGAGGAGAAGGCUUAAAAUGUUGCGUGAUAUAUGCAGAGGGCUGAUGUGCAUACAUCGGAUGAACAUUGUCCAUCGUGAUAUAAAGAGUGCAAAUUGCCUGGUGAAUAAGCAUUUGACAGUUAAGAUCUGUGAUUUUGGGCUUUCACAAAUGAUGGUAGAUGGACCCAUCAAUGACUCCUCUUCAGCAGGCACUCCAGAGUGGAUGGCCCCAGAACUUUUCCGAAAUGAACCCUUCAAUGAGAAGUGUGAUAUUUUUAGCCUGGGGGUGAUAAUGUGGGAGUUGUCCACACUAAGCAGGCCCUGGCAUGGGACACCACCAGAGAGAGUUGUUUAUACUGUUGGACAUGAGGGCUCACGACUAGAAAUACCCAAAGGUCCACUUAGCGGGAUAAUUGCAGAUUGUUGGGCGGAACCACAUAAAAGACCGAGCUGUGGGGAUAUUUACAAGCGUUUGCUUACUUGUGAGUGCCCGGACAGCUAAAUGCUAGUCAGAAUGUUUGUUGUAUUGAAAACUAGUAGAGGUGUCGUUAUACUGGUUUGUCAGCUGCUUGAAAUGGCGGAAUCAAUGACCCCUUGUGCAAUCUAAAAGUAAAAUCCAGCUGUCGGAUUGUUUACUUGUGCACUUUUUGUAUUUAACAAAGAUUUGAAUGCUUCUAUUUUGGACGAAUCCGUUUUUUUUUUAUGAAUGUGACUGAGAGUUGAACAUAAGUUUUCCGCAACAAGCAUCUUGUUAUUUUAUUUUA
This is a messenger RNA of Daucus carota subsp. sativus, 3319 nucleotides long. Its product is annotated as probable serine/threonine-protein kinase SIS8. Gene Ontology annotation, cellular component: cytoplasm. The record is from RefSeq and is a predicted model, not a curated record. Lineage: Eukaryota; Viridiplantae; Streptophyta; Magnoliopsida; Apiales; Apiaceae. The transcript has 18 exons. Gene Ontology annotation, molecular function: ATP binding; protein kinase activity. Gene Ontology annotation, biological process: signal transduction; protein phosphorylation. The coding region runs from base 625 to 3057 and encodes 810 amino acids.